AUGCAGCUUCAUGCCUUGACUGCAAAUUUGCAAUACUGCUAUAUAAAGAGGUUUUUAGUUGUGAGUUAGCAGUGUCAUUGAUCAUGGACUUGCAGCAACACGUAUUGGUUGUGCCAUGUCCAGCACAAGGCCAUGUCAAGCCGCUCAUCAAGAUGGCGUACAACUUGGCUUAUCACGGGAUCAAGGUCACAUUUGCCAAUACUGAACACGUUGGAGGAAAAAUUCUAGCUGCAAUGUCUGAGUCAGACAAGGAACAGUGUCCAAUAAGGCUAGUCACGUAUUCAGAUGGAUUGGAGUCGAGCCCUGAAAAAAGAGAUGGACCGGGGAUGAUGGAUGACCUUAAGAAAGUCAUGCCUGACAAUCUGGAAAAAUUAAUCAAGCAGAUCAAUGACUCAGAUAAUGAGCCAAUCACUUGUGUCAUAGCUGAUCUAUCAGUUGGAUAUAUACUAGAAGUUGCCAGAAAAUUGGGUCUUAAACAGGUUGCAGUUUGGCCUGCAGGACCAGGUAGCUUGGCCUUGUCACUUCAUGUCCCAAAACUCAUAGAAACAGGAAUUAUAGACGAAAAUGGUUCACCAAUUGGAAAUGAGCUGAUCCGUUUAUCAGAAGAAGUUCCUGCGCUGAAAAGCAGCGAACUCACUUGGAGCUGUCCAGGUAAUCCAACAGUACAAAAAAUGCUAUUAGACUAUUCUCUAGAUGUCAAACAGGCUGCUGAAAAUGCUAGCAUUGUUCUAUGCAACACCUAUUAUAAUCUUGACUCGUCCUCUUGUGCCAUGAUUCCCAAUGUCCUGCCAAUCGGUCCACUGCCUGCAAUAAAAAAACUAAACCCUUCUAGUGGAACUUUAUCCUCUCAAGAUUCGACUUGUAUAAGCUGGCUAGAUAAACAGCCUGCAAACUCGGUCAUUUAUAUUGCCUUUGGCAGCACGACUGUGUUUAGCCAGAAGCAGUUCAAUGAAUUAGCACUCGGAAUUGAACUAUCAGGCCACUCUUUUCUAUGGGUUGUACGACCAAACAUUGUCAACGGAUCAUUUCCUGAAUACCCAAAUAAUUUUCUGGAAAGAACAGCUGCUCGUGGCAAGAUUGUUGAAUGGGCACCUCAAGAAGAAAUUCUUGCUCAUACUUCGGUUUCUUGUUUCUUUUCUCAUUGUGGAUGGAACUCAACGAUGGAGGGACUCAGCCACGGUGUACCAUUUUUGUGCUGGCCUUACAUGUGGGAUCAAUUUUUCAAUAAGAAUUAUAUUUGUGAAAUGUGGAAAGUUGGGUUAUCACUUGAGCACGACGAAGAUGGGAUGAUAUCUAGGCAUGAGAUUAAGACCAAGAUUUAUGAUCUAUUAACUGAUGACGGAGUCAAGACAAAUGCAUUGAAGCUGAUGGAGAACGCUAAAAAGAGUGUAAAUGAAGGUGGUUCAUCAUAUGAGAAUUUCAAAAGCUUUAUCAAGUACCUAGAAGCCUAAACUCAUCAAAGGGGCGUUAAUGCUGCUAUGUUUUUGUUCUGGUUUGAUUACUUUCAGCGACAAAUGGGACAAAUGCAUUAGCGUGAUGAUCAACUGUCUACUAGUAAUCUGCUUGUUAUUAUCUAAAGUUGCCUAUCUUUUUACCUCUAGUUGAUAGAAGCUUGUUGUGGUUUGUUCUCCUGGUGUUAUUUUCUUAAUGAGUGUUAAACUAAAAAAAUUUCUAGA
Daucus carota subsp. sativus is the source of this 1676-nucleotide messenger RNA. RefSeq names its product UDP-glycosyltransferase 83A1-like. Gene Ontology annotation, molecular function: UDP-glycosyltransferase activity. The coding region runs from base 84 to 1451 and encodes 455 amino acids. Lineage: Eukaryota; Viridiplantae; Streptophyta; Magnoliopsida; Apiales; Apiaceae. The record is from RefSeq and is a predicted model, not a curated record. The transcript is spliced from 2 exons.